Metarhizium acridum CQMa 102 is the source of this 1476-nucleotide messenger RNA. NCBI's taxonomy places the organism in Eukaryota, Fungi, Ascomycota, Sordariomycetes, Hypocreales, Clavicipitaceae. The record is from RefSeq and is a predicted model, not a curated record.
AUGCCGUUGCAAGCGGAGACUCGCAGGGCUAGGAGGACGCCCAACGCGCAAAUACCUCGACGACCUACGGAGGCGAGCACAAAGGCAACAGCCGUCGCCUUCGACUACCAGGUAUUCGGAGCCGCAAGUGUAUACACGGAGUCGGCCCGGACCGUCUUUGACCACAGAGUCAUCGCCACCUCUGGUGUCCGGCAAGACGCCGCCGGCUCGGCAAGACGCCCCCAGUACGGGUGCAGGCAUCUUACGUCUCCCAUGUCGAUGUCAGGUGGCCAGAGCAGUCUACAGGCCGAGGAAUGCCCCGAUGUCGCGAUACAACCACAAAGCGAGCCACAGAGUGAACCAGAGUUUCGGUUGCGCACAGAUCCUUUUGUUAUACCUUCAAGGACAAUUCCAAAUUUCCAAAGAAACAGGAGACAAUGGAUCUGGCUCUCUCCCUGGUCAACAUGGUCCUUUACCGUGCGUCUGAUGCUGACAUUGGGUGAGAAGCUACGGCCCGGAAGCCCCUCCCUUCCGCAAAACGUGCUCGAAACAGAGGUGUACGAGUUCCCAUGGCCGUCUUUUUCGUCCUCAGAAAUGAACAUCUCGGGUCUUCCAUCGCUAAAUCAUGCGCUGUAUCUCUUUACCACCGUGAAAUUCCAUCUCGGGCAGACCUAUCGACUGUUUGAUGAAGAAGAGUUCGAGAGCGAAAUCAGGGACUUUUAUGCAAACGCGGUACAAAAUGUGUCACAUUACCGCGUGUGGUUUAUUAAAUUUCUCCUUGUGUUAGCCUUCGGCACCGCUUUUCACACAUCUCACACGACGGCUCAGCAACCACCGGGUGCCCAAUUCUUUUCAAGGGCUAUGGCCCUCAUGCCAGGCCCUGGUUGUCACUCCCCCUUGUGUUAUGGCGACUCAGGAAACACUGUUUCUAACGGUCUCCCGUCUUAUCAGCUCAGCAAUGCGAUACGCAUCGCCCAAAUGGAGGGCCUCCAUACACAGCUUCCCCAAGAAGAACUUGGUGCGGAGAAAGUGACGUAUUGUCGGGACCUCUGGUGGACAUUGUACAUUAUGGAUCGUCACUUCUCUUCGUCGCUCGGGUUGCCCAUGUCGGUUCAAGACGGUGACAUAACCACACCUGUUAAUCCGCCCAAUUGUGUCAUAUUUGCGACUCGUCCGCCGCUUCUUGCAGCUCUAAAGGAGCGGUCAGAGUUACUGGGCCAUCCCGACGAUGAGAACUGGGAUAGCUUUUUGGCCCAAACGGCGACUGUCAUUUCUGCUGGCAUCAAAUCAGCCGCCAAAACACUUCAGAUUCUGUCCAAAGAAUACAGCUUGCUAGAUGCCAGAUCCGGAGACACUUUCGGAAAGCAUAUUGGACUGGGACUUAUGGAAGGAAGCAACUUGAGUUGUCAAUUUUCUGCAAGAAAUCCAGUGUGUUUUAUUGUGGCUGCCUCGGAAGGAUCACGAGUCAUCCGAAAGAUCUACGGCCAAGCGUCUUGA